AUGGAUUCUACUGGUAAUAACAUUGAAUUAGCCGAAAUUCCGGUUCCUAUUCAGCAACCAUCUGCUGAACUGAGAGAAGACAUUGGACCGAUUUUGGAUACUAAUAAGUCAACAGCGGCUGGUAGUGGUGGCAAAAUUGAUCACUCGGUAACAGCAUCGAAACCUGCAUGGAAUAUAAAACGUUGGUACGGGUCAAUACCAAGGUCAAUCAAGUCUGGUGUGGCAUUUUUUCUAUUUACAAUUGUUGCAAUGACAAUUGGCAUUUUAGUAGUUUGUUUUACUUCACCAAAACCACAGGCUAAAAAAUGUGGGUUGAACUUCUCGCCAACGUCCAAAAACCCAAUUGAAUAUAAUUAUGGUCCACGAUCGGUUGCCGUCGGGUAUUUCAACAACGAUACUUGGCUAGAUAUGGUUGUUGCUGACUCUAUUGUCAGCAUCAUAUCUAUAUAUUUUGGAUAUGGUAAUACCACGUUUUCCAAACAAAUCGAAUAUUCUACUGGUAUUCGUGCUGCUCCAUCGAUGGUUGCUAUCGGUGAUCUAAAUAAUGAUGCUCGAUUCGAUAUUGUAGUGGCAAACUUUGGUACUAAUAAUAUCGGUAUAUUUAUUGGAGUUGGAAAUGGAUCUUUCAAGAGUCAAAUAGAACUUUCAACUCAAUCUUCGCGUCCAACUUCAGUUACUUUAGUCGAUAUUAAUAACGACACAUUACUUGAUAUUAUUACUGUUAAUUUCGGAACUCAUAGCAUAAGUAUAUUCUAUGGAUAUAGAAAUGGAAUCUUCUCAAGUCCAAUAACAUAUUCAACUGGCUAUGAUUCUCUUCCAUUCGGAUUGGUUACGGGAGAUUUCAAUAACGAUAACUAUCUAGACAUUGCCAUUGCUAAUUAUGGUACAAGCAAUAUUGGCAUAUUUCUUUCCAACGGCAAUAGCACGUUUGAAAAUCAGAUAACCAUUUCAACUGGUUAUGAUUCUCAUCCGACAUCGAUAGCUGUUGGCUACUUUAACGACGAUACACUUCUUGACAUUGCUGUUACUAACUAUGGAACCAAUAUGAUAGGUGUAUUUUUAAGCAAUGGUAACAGUACUUUUGCAAAGCAAGCAAUAUAUCCCAUAAAUGCUACAUCUCCAUUUUCAAUUGGUGUUGGUGACUUCAACGACGACAAACAUCAAGACUUAAUCUUCGUUGGUAUCGGUAGUAAUAAUAUCGGUCAGCUUCGUGGAUUUGGAGAUGGUAGUUUUGACGAACCAAGAAUGAAUUCAACUGGAUCUUCUUCAUCGAUUUCAUUGGCAAUAUGUGAUUUCAACGGAGACAAUCGACUAGAUAUGAUUAUUGUUAAUAAUGAUACUGGUAGUAUUGAUAUUCUUAGUGGCUAUUUCGAAGGUUUUCCAAAUGCAAAACCGUAUACAACCGGAUCUUCGCCACGGUCUUUGGCUCUUGGUGAUUUCAACAAUGACACUAUAUUAGAUAUGGCUGUUGUCAAUUAUCUCGACAAUACCACAACUAUUUUUUCUGGUCAUAGUGAUGGUACUUUUAGCCUGUCAGAUACAUAUGUCACUGAUAGUCAUCCUUCAUUUGUAACUAUUGGCGACGUUAAUAAUGAUACUUUUCUAGAUCUAGUUGUUGCCAAUUAUGGUAGCAGUAAUGUGGGCGUUUUUCUUGGCGAUGGUUAUGGGUCUUUUAGCGAUCAAGUGACAUAUACAACUGGAUCUUCUCCAGUAUUUGUAGCUAUUAGCGAUGUCAAUAACGAUACUUGGCUCGAUCUAGUGGUUGCCAAUGUUGCUAGUAAUAAUAUCAGUAUACUUCUUGGGUGUGGUAAUGGUUCCUUUGGGCAACAAAGCACCUAUUCAACUGAUCUUGGUCCACAAGCUUUAGCGUUAGGUGACCUCAAUAACGACACCCGAAUAGAUAUUAUUGUUGUCAAUCUUGAUAGCAACAAUGUGAAUGUUCUACUUGCCGAUGGUAAUGGCAAUUUUGUGAAUUCUAUGGCAUAUUCAGUUGGUACUAAACCGUUUUGGAUAGUCGUUGUUGACUUGAACAAUGACUCUCGACUGGAUAUCGUUAUUGCCAAUUUUGGAAGCAAUAAUGUAGGCGUCCUCCUUGGAAAUAAUAAUGGAUCUUUUGCAAAACAAACAACGUAUGCAACUGGCACUUCUCCAACAUCUGUAGCUGUCGGUGACAUGAACAAUGAUACUCGAUUAGACAUUGUUAUCGCUUGUGCUAGUUUUGCAGAUGUUUUGAUAUGGUUCGGAGAUGGUAAUGGUUCUUUUGAAAAUCGGGGGUCAUAUAACACUGGCAUAACUUCACUCACUAUAGCUAUUGCUGAUUUGAAUAAAGAUACUCGACUGGAUAUCGUUGUGGCCGCCUAUCAGAGUAAUAAUGUAGGUGUAUUACUUCAAUUUAACCGGGGUGCUCUUGAAAAUUCUAUGACUUAUGCAUCUGGUGGUGGUUCUAAGUUGAGCUCGAUUGCUGUCGCUGAUAUAAACAAUGAUACUCGACUGGAUAUUGUUGUAGCUAAUUUCGGUACUGGCAAUGUAGGUGUUCUUUUUGGAAAUGGUGAUACCAUGUUUACAAACCAAAUGAUGAUCAACAUGGGCUCCAAUUCUCAUCCAUCGUCUAUUACUAUCAGCGAUUUCAAUGGUGAUACUUAUCUAGAUAUUGCUGUGGCGACUUAUAAUACCAAAACAAUCGGUAUGUUACUUGGAAAUGGAAAGGAAUCAUUUGAAAAACAAAUCAUUUAUCAAAGUCCUUUUGCGUCUUCUCCGUUGGUUAUCUCUUCUGGUGAUUUUAAUAACGACAGACAAUCAGAAAUUGUUGUGGGAUACGACGAUAAUGAUAAUAUCGAUAUUCUUGUUGCAUACAAUACUGGAUCUUUUCUAACGCAAAACACAUAUUCAACUGGUUCUGGAUCACGGUAUAUUGCUACUGGUGAUUUCAACAAUGAUACUCAUCUUGAUAUUGUAGCCACUAAUUAUAAUGAUGGUAAUGUGAGUAUACUUCUCGGAUAUGGGAAUGGUACGUUUUCUCAACAAAUGACAUAUUCAGUUGGGUCUCAACCACGAGGUGUAACUGUUGGUGAUUUUAACAACGAUAAUAGACUAGAUAUUGUUGUCGCCAACACUAAUAAUAAUAGUGUGAGUAUUCUUUUUGGAAAUGGGAAGGGUAGUUUUGCAAAUCAAAUUAUCUAUUCAGUCGGCACUAGUCCAUUCUAUGUAGCUGUUGGUGACUUUAACAACGACACUCGAUUGGAUCUAGUUGUUACCAAUUAUGGUAGUAAUAAUGUCAGUAUCCUUCUUGGAAAUAUUGAUGGUAGUUUUACUGAUCAAAGAACAUAUUUGACCAAUGCUCAACCAUACUCUGUAGUUGUUGGUGAUUUUAAUCGGGAUUCUCGAUUAGAUAUCGCUGUUGCCAAUUAUGGCCCUAAUGAUGUGAGUAUUCUUCUGGGGAUUGGUGACGGUACUUUUGCAAAUCAAACGCCGUAUCCAGUUGACGGCAACCCAGUGGCUAUCGCUGUCGAUGAUUUCAACAAUGAUACAUUACUGGAUAUUGCUGUUGCUACGGUGGGUCAGCGUCAAGUGAGUGUUCUCCUGGGAUAUGGUGAUGGAUCCUUCGCAGAUAAAGUGACGUAUCCAGUGGGUCCACUUCCUGAAUCUGUAGUUGUUGCAGAUUUCAACAAGGACAAACGAUUAGAUCUUGUUGUUAGUAAUUUCGGUAGCAAUACGGUGGGUGUGUUACUAGGUUUUGGGAAUGGAACGUUUAUGUCUCAAGUUACAUAUUCAGUUGGUACUCAACCAUAUGGUCUAAGUGUUGGUGAUUUUAAUGAAGAUACUCGACUUGAUCUUCUUGUAGCAAAUUCAGGUGACAACAACGUCUUGAUACUGUUUGGUGGUGAGAAUAAAGCUUUUUUACCGCAACUGACGCUUCUAACUGGCCAAGAUUCCCGACCACGAUCGUUUGUCAUUGGUGAUUUUAACAAUGAUAACCAAACAGAUAUUGGAGUGGCCAAUUCACGCGCUAAUAAUAUUGGUAUUUUCUUGGGAUUGGGUAAUAUUACUUUUACAAAUCAAACAACAUAUUCAACUGGUAUGAAUUCAUCUCCAUACUCUGCAGCAGUUGGUGAUUUCAAUAACGACAAUCGACUCGACAUUGUCACUGCUAAUUAUGGUUCCGACAGCAUCAGUAUUUUUCUUGGAGUUGGUGAUGGUUCGUUUCCAAAUCAAACGACGUAUUCAACUGGUUCAUUUUCGUCUCCUUAUUCUGUGGCUGUUGGUUAUUUUAAUAAUGAUACUAAACUUGAUAUUGUCGUCGUUAAUUAUAAUAGCAACGAAUUAGGUGUAUUUCUUGGACGUAGUAAUGGUAUAUUUAACAUGAUCAUCCUUUUUGCGAUGGAGUACGGAUCGCAUCCGUUCUCUAUCGCUGUUGGUGAUUUUAGUAAUGAUGGAAAGAUAGAUUUUGCUGUAGCAAAUAAUGGUACUGACAAUUUAAAUAUUUUCUUACAGACUUGUUAA
Adineta steineri is the source of this 4500-nucleotide messenger RNA. The record is from the annotation of a GenBank genome assembly. Lineage: Eukaryota; Metazoa; Rotifera; Eurotatoria; Adinetida; Adinetidae.